Messenger RNA from Hermetia illucens (black soldier fly), 1652 nucleotides. RefSeq names its product alpha-amylase-related protein-like. NCBI's taxonomy places the organism in Eukaryota, Metazoa, Arthropoda, Insecta, Diptera, Stratiomyidae. Gene Ontology annotation, molecular function: cation binding; alpha-amylase activity. The transcript has 3 exons. Gene Ontology annotation, biological process: carbohydrate metabolic process. Bases 116 to 1591 code for a protein of 491 amino acids. The record is from RefSeq and is a predicted model, not a curated record.
UCGACCUGAUUAAUAAAAGAUUAUUCUAUUAUCAAGAGAUAUCCACGCAAUUAUCUUCCGCAGGUGUGGCAUAAAAGCAUUUACCAUAAAAGUGGGAUUAAAUUGAACGGAAACCAUGGAAAGUUUAGCAGUGUUUGGUUUGGUCCUACUCCUUGCGGGGAUUAACUCUGAGCAUAACUCGAACCAGUGGAAUAGUAGGAAUACCAUUGUUCACCUGUUCGAAUGGAAGUGGGAUGACAUUGCAGCAGAAUGUGAAGACUUCCUGGCACCGAAGGGUUACGCUGGAGUUCAGGUCUCGCCAGUCAACGAAAACCUCAUAGUAUCCGGACGACCAUGGUAUGAACGCUACGCACCAAUAUCCUACAAACUCAUUACACGCUCAGGAAAUGAGGAACAAUUCGCGGAUAUGGUACGACGCUGUAACAAUGUUGGAAUAAGGAUUUAUGUUGACGUUAUUUUCAAUCACAUGUCAGGAAAUAGUGACGCACCUAUUGGAACAGGAGGUACAGUGGCCAAUCCCCUGGAUAAGGACUACCCAGGUGUACCAUAUAUGGAACUCGAUUUCCAUCCAUCGUGUAACAUUAAUGACUGGAAUGAUAUUUACCAGGUGCGCAACUGUGAACUUCUUGGACUUAAGGACUUAGAUCAAAGCAAGGAGUGGGUACGUAAUCGCAUCGUUGACUUCCUGAAUCAUUUGAUUGAUUUGGGAGUGGCUGGAUUCCGAGUUGAUGCUGCAAAGCAUAUGUGGCCCGAUGAUCUGAGGGUUAUUUAUGGCAACCUUAAAGAUCUCAACACCUAUCACGGAUUUCCCGCUAAUUCCCGUCCGUUCAUUUAUCAAGAAGUUAUCGACUACGGAUUAGACGCUAUUUCUAAGUACGAAUAUACUGAGUUUGGAGCUGUAACGGAAUUCCUGUUCUCCGAAAACAUCGGUAGAGCUUUCCGAGGAGGAAGCAGUUUAAAGUGGUUAACAAACUGGGGUCCAGAAUGGGGUUUCUUGCCUUCUGAUCAAGGCUUGGUUUUCGUUGACAACCAUGACAAUCAGCGAGAUGGAGAUCAAGUUCUGACAUACAAAACCCCGAAAGAAUACAAAAUGGCCAUUGCUUUUAUGUUGGCACAUCCUUACGGAAUAACCAGAAUUAUAAGUUCAUUUGACUUCGGCGAUAGAGACCAACCACCACCGUCCGCUGAUGGAGAGGCCAUAUUGUCACCAACUUUCAACGCAGAUGGCACUUGCAAUAAUGGUUGGAUCUGUGAGCAUCGUUGGCGUCAAAUAUACAACAUGGUUGGAUUCAAAAAUGCAGUUCGUGGUACCGGACUCAAUGACUGGUGGGACAAUGGAAACAAUCAAAUAGCCUUCUGUCGUGGAGGAAGUGGAUUUGUAGCCUUCAAUCUGGAACCGUUCGACUUUAACCAAACUUUGCAGACAUGUCUGCCAACUGGUACUUACUGUGAUGUUAUUUCUGGAUCGAAAGUUGAUGGAAAAUGUACGGGGAAGACUGUUGAGGUUGGUUAUAAUGGGAAGGCGAAAAUCUACAUUGGCACUUCUGAGGAAGAUGGAGUUUUGGCUAUUCACAAGAAUGCAAGGCUGUAAAUUUUAGCAAGAGAGAAUAAAAAUAUGUGAGGCACGAAGAGAGGUGUUCUUUGGGCAAAGC